CUGCGUUGCGAUGAGAAUUGGGUGCGGAUUUUGUAUGGGAGAUUUGGCUGUGUAGAAAGAGUGAGAGGCAGAGGAAAAUUGUAUGGGGGGAGGUUAGAGGGAGCGCCUUUUUACUAUGGGCCGGCUGAUUGUGAGGGACUGGGCCAAUUUGGGAGGGGAGCUUGCCUCGCGCUGGUACCCUCGCCCACACCAAAGCAAGAGAAGAGCGCGCGCGCGCCCACACGCACCUGGCAGGCAGGCCACCAAAGAGGGAGGGGCAGCUGGCUGGGGGCUGGCUGGUUCGAGCUUGAGUCUCCGUCUCUCGCACUCCCUUCCCUUCCCUUCCGUGCCAGUUCAAUUCGAUUUUCCUCUCGUACUUUCCCUCUUUUGUCUGAAAGCUAAGGUAAGGUAUGCACCUAAAUUACCUACAUGGUGUCCCUCACGGAAGGUCAGGUACCUGCGGUGGCUUCUUCCUACAAAUCAGAGAGCCAGUAGCGGGGACUCGAUUGCCCACCCGCUCACCUUUUGGCUUGCUUCUGCCUAUCAUCACCCUGCCUUGGCUGCCAUCCAUUCCAUCAAUGUCAAUCAGAAAUCCGUCGUUGCUGUGGAGGCCAUCCCAUCCCGGCAAUCCCUCUUAGGUGAUUUUAAUCUCACUCUCCUCUUACGGCUUUGCGGCGGCUCGAGCCCGCAAGAGAAGCAAGCGGGAAAAUGUCACUCACUCACAGCCCGUUGGGGAAGUAUCCGCCGCUAUACAGCCGUGUUUGACAGACAAGCAGAGCUCAACUCAACCAGUUCCCACAUUCUGCCCCCUUCCUCAUUAUUAUCUGGUUCCUCAAUCGUUCGACAUAGCAGAUCAACACUUGCAUUAGAAAACAAGUGCGCGCCAAUCAGGUCAGUUUACGGCAACCUGUCUCAGCUCACGUGCUCUGUAAUAUCGUACCGUUUGUCGCUGACUCGAUGGAUUCGAGCCACCCUCAAAUACUCGGAAUUGGCAAGGCAACAGAGUUUGCAGGUUAACAAGGAAUGCGUAAAAGUUCCUGCCCCAAGCAAAUCCCAAGUCCAGACAAAUCGCGCUUGUUGUCUUGGUGUGGAGGUACUUGUGCAGGAGGACAGACUAUUGUUACUGUACACCACUGCGUGUUUGGCCGCGUACCGGUACAUCGGAAGCCGGGGUAUCCUCUCCCCACAGCACAACUUGUUUAGCCCCCUACUGCUAGAUGCUCCUCCUCAGCCAGGGUUUCCCUACUCCAAUUUUGAACCCAUGCUGUUAGGCGUCUUAUCAACACGCAAGUAUGAUCAAUUCAUGCUAGGGAGCCGAAGUAUCCAGGCAUGUCAGAAACUCGGGCGAUAG
Pyricularia oryzae 70-15 is the source of this 1330-nucleotide messenger RNA. RefSeq lists its product as uncharacterized. The transcript is spliced from 6 exons. The record is from RefSeq and is a predicted model, not a curated record. Bases 116 to 1330 code for a protein of 404 amino acids. NCBI's taxonomy places the organism in Eukaryota, Fungi, Ascomycota, Sordariomycetes, Magnaporthales, Pyriculariaceae.